AUGGCAGCGGCAUUCGUCAAGGCGGCUAAUGCCAAGAUCAGGUCCCAUCCCUGGACCGACUACUUUUGCUCGACGCAUUUCUGGGGGCCGGCUUCCAACUUCACUAUCCCUCUCGCGGCCAUAGCCGAUACGCAGAAAAGCCCUGAUUUAAUAUCCGGCAAGAUGACCUGCGCCCUCAUCGUCUACGCCUUCACUUUCAUGCGCUUCUCGCUGGCUGUCAGGCCGCCCAAUGGUCUCUUGUUCGGCUGCCACACGGUGAAUGCCGCCGCGCAAAGCGUGCAAGGCUACCGCUUCAUGGAUUGGCAUUACUGGGGAGGGAAGGAGAAGAAGCUGCUUGCCGAGAAGGAGGCGCCUGCCAAGGGGAAGCCCGUCCAGAUUGCCCCUGCUCUGGCGGAGAAACAGGUUAAAGAUGGGGGCCAUGUGGGCAAGAAAUAG
Messenger RNA from Podospora anserina S mat+, 435 nucleotides. RefSeq lists its product as uncharacterized. NCBI's taxonomy places the organism in Eukaryota, Fungi, Ascomycota, Sordariomycetes, Sordariales, Podosporaceae. Gene Ontology annotation, biological process: pyruvate import into mitochondria. Bases 1 to 435 code for a protein of 144 amino acids. The record is from RefSeq and is a predicted model, not a curated record. The transcript is spliced from 3 exons. Gene Ontology annotation, cellular component: mitochondrial inner membrane.